CAUGGUAAAAGGAUCUCAUCAUAUUAGGAUCUCAUCACUUCUUGCCAAAAGAGGGGUGGGGCGGACGUCCCAAACUGGCUGAUUCUCACCCACUUGUCAUGGAAGUGCCUCUCUCUGCAUCAUCCGAUUGCAAAUAAAAGCAAAAUCGGUUCCUAAGUGCAAUAGUUGAGCGUAGUUUCACUUUUACAUUAUGGAUUUCAACCUAGACAUUUUUUUCAUCAUUGCUACACAGCAUAAAUCGCAAGAACAUAGUGACCCGUGACAUGAUGAAACUUCAAACUUCAAACACUGCAAUAUAGGUGUAGAUCUAUCUCUAAAUGGCCAUAACCCUGAUUUUUUAUCCAGGAAAAUAAAAUCGUUUUCCUCUUGAAAAAGAAAGAAAGAUAAAAAAAAGAAACUUUUUUUGUAAGAAGGCGAAUUCAGCCCGCGGUAAAAGCAGAUGCCCAGUCCGGGAGUCCGGACCCACCGAACGCUACAAGUGUCUGCAUCAACAGUGGAACAAAGGGUGACUGAAAAAAAAAACCACGCGGCAAGAAGAGGGGUAAAAAAUGGAGGCGUCCGCGGACGGGGGGGCAGCGGCCGCCGCAGCCUCGCGAACGAUGCGGUGGGCGGGCCGCGCGGGGCAUCUUGGCGGCGUCCCGCGCGCCGCGAUGUUCGCCGCCGUGGGCGCGUUCGCCAAGGCGUACGCCUCGCUGCUCAACACCACCACCGUCCACAACGCCGACGACCUCCUCCGACUCGUCUCGUCGAGGCCCGCUGGCACGCCGCUCCUCACCGUCAGCAACCACAUGUCCACGGUAGAUGAUCCGCUUAUGUGGGGAUUCAAGGGUUUUCCCACUACAGAUGCACAACUUGGAAGGUGGGUGCUGACAGCAGAAGAUAUCUGCUUCAAGAAUGUAGUUUUGUCUUACAUGUUUCGACUUGGGAAAUGCAUACCGAUCACAAGAGGCGCAGGAAUCUAUCAAGACCAUAUGAAUGAAGCCCUUGAAGUACUUAGCGAUGGAGGCUGGUUGCAUUCAUUCCCUGAAGGAAAAAUAGCACAAGAUUCUCAGCCAAUUAGAAGAUUGAAGUGGGGAACUGCCAGUCUUAUUGCCCGAGCACCUAUAACUCCAAUAGUUUUGCCAAUUGUUCACUCAGGCUUUGAAAAGGUCAUGCCAGAGAAAUUAUUCUUUGGACGGCGACCACCAGUGCCACUCUGCAACAAGGAGAUAGAGAUCAUCGUUGGAGAGCCAAUAGAGUUCGACAUGGCAAGCUUGAAGCAGGAAGCAUCAAUGGUACCCCGUGAUUCAUCCUCCGAAAGGAAGGGGUCGUCGACCGUCACAUUGGAUGGGCUAGACGAGGCUGCGCAGAGAUGGCUUUACCAGAAGAUGUCGGAUAAGAUCCAAUCUGUCAUGGAGAGAUUGCGGAAAACACUUCUGAACUUGAAGCAGCAUUGAUCUUUUUUUUAUUCUUCUACAGGCAAUGGCAGGGUUCUUGUGUUUUUGCGAGUACCUUCUCGAAUUGCUGGUUAGGAUUCAUAAACUAGCUUCAAUUGGUGCAUGCACAAAUGGGCGAAUUGGGAGUAGGGGUACGUUACACCUGCCGAAAUGAUGAACCAAAGCGGCGCCGAUAGAGUUAGAGCUCAUAGUGUUACAUGCCGAGUCUUUUUAUUUUUGGGGCAGUGGUCAUGAAAGAUUUCUUCAUUAUUUAUGAUCAACUGUUCAAAUGCCAUUUUACAGAGGCAUGAAUAAAUCCAUCGACUGUUUAACUA
Molecule: messenger RNA, 1750 nt
Organism: Phragmites australis (common reed)
Lineage: Eukaryota; Viridiplantae; Streptophyta; Magnoliopsida; Poales; Poaceae
Product: N-acylphosphatidylethanolamine synthase-like
Exons: 5
Coding region: 549-1436 (295 amino acids)
Biological process (GO): phospholipid metabolic process
Source: RefSeq, a predicted model, not a curated record